UCGUCUCGUCCGCUUCCUACCUACUAGCUCUCCCGCGCUCCGUCCACCACCGCGCUCUACACGCGUAACAUGUCAUCCAUUCAUCCUCAGCUCCGAUCCUGGCCUGACGCCCUCACACAGUCACAACUCACAUGGAUGGCUUUGCUAGCUGCCUUGCUGCUCUGGGUUACUUACCGUCCGUGCGGUUUCUUUAGUUUACUACGACGAUAUAAUAUAAAAAAACCACCACUAUCAGUAUAAGUACGUGUUAGAGGGCGUGGGAAUCGUACUCGCUACCAUUGUUUAUCGCUUUCACUUUGAUAGAGUAAUAAACAAUGUCCUUGUGGUCAAACCUCGGCAUAAAUUGGAAUUGCUAUUAAUCUAUUUAAAUUUAAUGGAAGUAUUAUUAUUUAGCAAGUGGAGUACCAAAAAAGAAUGUUUAUAAUAUUAUAUUAAAAGCUUUGUUACAAUGUGUAAAUUACCAAUGGGUACUUUAAAAAAUUUUCUCACUGUUGAUCAAUGAAAAGUAUUUACAAAAGUUAAAUUAAAUUAGUAUUCGGUAAAAGUUUUUGGUACUUGGUUCCACGUUACUUUAAUCUAGAUACUUCCUACCUUAACCACCAUAUGAUUCUGUCAGAUGGGCGGCUUUUAUUUUUUUAAUCAUUGUAAAAAUUCUCUUAUAUUAAAUCCAGCUCAAAAAUUCAAAUUAUUUUAGAGUUCCAAUUAUACACGCGUUGAUACUUUUUUUACUACAAACAAUAAUACGACAACAUGGCACUAUCUCAUCUAUAACUGUAUAUAUUCCUAUGGUGCAAUUCAUUAAAUAUCUACUACUUUACUUUCAUGAUAUGCUAACGUAUGCUAAAAAUUAGAUGUUAAACCGUCUUUCGAUAAAAAUUAGAUGUUAAUCCUGUUAGUUGUUCUCUGAGUUACGGAUUUCGCUCACGUUUAUGUAAAAAAAAUAUCCUAAUAAUACAUGUUCUAAUGAAACACUAGAAAGAAUACGGCACCGAGAUAUUGGAUCGAUCACUCGUUGAUGGAAGAGCUGAGCUGCGAAUGAAGAAACCAUACCAAGAGUUAUACUCGGUCUUUCUUUUGAGGUGGAGUGAGAUUAGUGAGCGAGAGGAAGGGGACAGAGCCAAAGGAGGGAGGGGGAGGGGGAGGCCCACCCCGGAGAGGAGAGGAGAGGAACCACUUGCGUGCUGGCCUCUCCCACUGUUGUGACUGGUGCCACCUCCCCUUCCUUUCUCCCCCAAUCCCACCCUCUCCCCUACUACUGCGGUGCGGGUGGCUGCUCUGCUCUGCUCCCCUUGCUGCUUUUCCACCCUCCCCCCUCUCACCUCCUCACCUGCUUUACUCCUCCCUCUUCCAAUCAGCCCAAUCUCAUCUCCCCCGUGUCCCUCCCGCUGUUCCGGUGUUCCCCUCUCCCACCCCUCAUCCCCUAGCUUAGCUUCCUGUUCAGCUCUGCUUGCUUGGGUGCUUGGUUCCUGUUGCUGUUCUCUCCCUCGCUGCUCACCUCCUCCUGCCGCCUCCCUUCACAAGGUCAAAGCGCUGCUGCUUCCUGGAGGGGGGAGAGGAGAGGAGCCGGAGCCGCAAGAAUCAGGUCGAGAGACAGGAGGGAGAAAAGGGAGGCAGGAGACUACUGCUGCUGCUGGUACUGGACAAGGGAGAGCCCGGGGUGGAGGGGCGGAGGCGCUCGCUCGCCUGCUCGCUCGGGGUCGGGGCAUUCAAUUGGAGGCAACAGUGGCCGGGUAGGCGGCAGCUACAGCACGGCGGCAUCCAUAAAUUAGCGAGCUCCCCGAGUCGGCCCGGCCCUGCCCUGCCCCUGUCCGUCCCCAUCGACUCCUCGAUCACGCGGACGCCCGCCGGAGCAUGCGCGCGGCGGGCCUCGGCCGCCGGAGCAGCACCACCACCGGCGCCGCCACAGCCAGGGAGGCGAUGUAGCUCUGCAACCCGCGAGGAGAUGACCGGCACAGCUCGCGGGGGCAGGGGCGGCGGGGCGGGGAUGGAGGACAAGGGCGAGGCGGCGGGGCUGGGCUUCCUGGGGCUCGACAGGAUGCGCCUCCUGCUGCCGCUGCCGCUGCCGGAGAAGCUGUCGGCGAGGACGCUGCGGGCCCACCUGUGCGGCUUCCACCUCAACUGGCGCUGGCGCUGGUUGCAGGAUCGCUGGCGCCAGGUGCUCCUGGUCUGGGUGUUGUUCUGGGUAUUCGCCUCCUGCAGCAUCCUCUGGUUCAUGACCAACCAGGCCGUCGACAAGCAACGGGAGUCGCUCGCCAGCAUGUGCGACGAGCGCGCGCGCAUGCUGCAGGACCAGUUCAACGUCAGCAUGAACCACCUCCAGGCGCUCGCCAUCCUCGUCUCCACCUUCCACCACUCCAAGAGUCCGUCAGCCAUCGACCAGACGACGUUCGCCAGGUACGCGGAGAGGACGGCGUUCGAGCGCCCGCUGACGAGCGGGGUGGCCUACGCGGUGCGGGUCACGCACGCUGAGCGGGAGCAGUUUGAGCGCCAGCAGGGGUGGAGCAUCAAGAAGAUGUACUCCUCUAAGAAGCAGUCGUCGCCUUCGCCGGGGCCGGGGGAUGCCGAGGUGCGGGAGCCGGCCGAGGAGUAUGCUCCCGUCAUCUUCGCGCAGGACGCCUACAAGCACGUCAUCUCCUUCGACAUGCUCUCCGGCAACGAGGACCGCGAAAACGUACUCAGAGCAAGAGAAUCUGGGAAGGGUGUUCUUACUGCUCCUUUUAAGCUGCUCAAUAAUCGCCUCGGAGUAAUCUUAACCUACACCGUGUACAAGACUGAGCUUCCCCCAAAUGCCAGGCCGCAAGAGCGCAUUCAGGCUGCUAUAGGCUAUUUAGGCGGCAUAUUUGACAUUGAAGCACUUGUUGAUAAGUUGCUUCACCAGCUCGCAGGCAAGCAAUCUAUCAUGGUGAACGUGUAUGAUACUACUAAUGAGAGGCCAAUCAGUAUGUACGGUUCGAAUGAUACUGGCAGUGGCAUGUACUACAAGAGCACACUGAACUUUGGUGACCCGUCAAGGAAGCACGAGAUGCACUGCAGGUUCAUGCAGAAGCAACCAUGGCCGUGGUUGGCAAUUACAUCAUCUUUGGGAACUCUUGUGAUUGCUUUACUGAUUGGAUACAUAUUUCAAGCUACUGUAAAACGGAUUGCCAAAGUUGAAGCUGACUUUCAAAAGAUGACUGAGCUCAAGAAGCGUGCAGAGGCUGCAGAUAUUGCCAAGUCACAGUUCUUGGCAACUGUUUCGCAUGAGAUCAGAACUCCAAUGAAUGGUGUUCUAGGGAUGCUUCAAAUGAUCAUGGAUACUGAUUUGGACACAACACAACAGGAUUAUGUUAGAACUGCACAGGCUAGUGGAAAAGCAUUGGUUUCACUCAUAAACGAGGUUCUUGAUCAGGCGAAGAUCGAGUCUGGUAAACUUGAGCUUGAGAUGGUGCCUUUUGAUCUUAGAACAGUUUGUGAUGACAUUUUGUCUCUCUUCUGUGGGAAAGCUCAGGAGAAAGGACUAGAGUUGGCAGUGUAUGUUUCUGAUCAAGUUCCAGAGACACUAAUCGGUGAUCCCGGCAGAAUAAGGCAGAUAAUUACAAAUCUUGUUGGGAACUCCAUAAAAUUCACAGAGAGGGGUCAUAUCUACUUGACAGUUCAUGUCAUUGAAGAGGUCAUGCCUUCUUUAGAUGUUGGGACAGGAGCUCAGUAUGCAAAUACGUUAAGUGGCUACCCUGUGGUGAACAGGAAGCGCAGUUGGGAAAACUUUCGACUUUUUAAUAGGGAACUGAACUCAUGUGAGAUGCCUUUUGCACCCGUUGCAUCUGACUCAGUAAACUUGAUAAUAUCAGUUGAAGAUACUGGUGUUGGUAUUCCAUUCGAAGCUCAGUCCCGUGUCUUCACCCCUUUCAUGCAAGUAGGUCCGUCCAUUGCUCGCAUCCAUGGGGGCACUGGCAUUGGAUUAAGCAUCAGCAAAUGCUUGGUUGGUCUCAUGAAGGGAGAGAUCGGAUUUGCAAGUAAACCCCAAGUUGGUUCUACUUUCACCUUCACUGCAGUGCUUACGAGGGCCUGUUCUAGCGGAAAUGAGAAUAAACCGUCAGAGUUUAAAGAGAUCAGUGCAUUGGUGUUUGAUCAUAGACCGGUCCGAGCCAAGGUUACCAAGUACCAUUUGCAGAGACUGGGAGUUCAGACUGAAUCGAUGACUGACCUAGAUCAGUAUAUUUCUAAAGUAAAUUUUGGAUUACAGGUUGCAAAGCUUGUGCUGAUUGACAAAGAAACCUGGCUGAAGGAAUCCCAUUCCAUGCCUAUGUUGGUUAGUAAAUUGAGGAACAAAGAUCAGCGAGACUCUCCAAAGUUAUUUCUUUUGGAGAACCCUAAAAGUUCUGUCAUGAACAGUUCAGAUAUAUCCAGGGAAUUCCACUUGAAUGUAAUUAUGAAGCCGCUUCGUGCAAGCAUGCUUCAGGUCUCUCUACAGAGAGCACUGGGUGGGAUAGAUAAAGUCAACUGCAGGAAUGGAGUAGUUGGCAAUUCAACAUUGGGCAGCCUUCUUCACAAGAAGCAAAUCCUCGUGGUUGAUGACAACAUUGUAAAUCUCAAGGUCGCUGCAGGUGCUCUUAAGAAGUAUGGUGCAGAAGUAACUUGUGCUGACACCGGGAAGAAAGCAAUCACACUGCUGAAACCUCCUCACAGUUUUGAUGCUUGUUUCAUGGACAUACAGAUGCCAGAAAUGGAUGGAUUUCAAGCCACGAAAAGGAUUAGAGUGAUGGAAAGAGAUCUCAAUGAGCAAAUAGAGCGCGGAGAAGUUCCGCCAGAAUGUGCAAGCGUUCAGCGAUGGAGAACUCCAAUAUUGGCCAUGACGGCGGAUGUUAUCCAAGCAACAUAUGAAGAAUGCUUGAAAUAUGAAAUGGAUGGUUAUGUGUCCAAGCCAUUCGAGGGCGAGCAAUUGUACAGAGAAGUAGCCCGUUUUUUUCAAAAUCAAGACCAAGUGCAGUAGGUAGGCUCAUAUGGAGUGUAAAAUAGUGGAGGAUAUCACCAACCGUUCACCCGUCGAGGCACAAAGAAUGUUGCCAAAGAUUCCGUGUUCUAAAGAGUGGGCAGCAAUUUGCAGAGUUAGGGGCCCUGUUAAACGCUAGAAUGCUGGGAUGUGGCCUGCAGUUAGGUGGAAAGACUUUAUGCUGGAGAUGGAACCACCCAUGUUCAAUUCCAUUGUGCACCAUCUGACCAAGCUGCAAAACUGAGUGUACAAUUUCUUGAAAUCAAGAUGCAUGUGCAGCAAUUUACUCGACAAUUUCUUGAAGUCAAGGCGUGUGAAAAAGUCCAGCAGCAUUCACUAGCUGCAGAUCUCCUCUGCCACUGUAAUUUAGCCGUAGGGAGAGAAAUUUUCGUUCCACUUUUUGCUCGGGAACUUACAGCUGUACAUAGUAGGUGUUAGUUGUUUGUGCAGGCAUUUUUUUGGCAUUUUUGUAUGCAUCUUCUUCACAAUGCAUGGUGUCGUAGUGUGCAAAUCCACAGCCGAGUGGCAUAAUGCACCCGUCUAAACCCUGAGGGUGUGUACUCGGGGGUUAGCUAGGAUUAAUUCAAUCUAGAUGUAAGAACACGACGAACACAGUAAGUCUAGAGUGGUUCGGGCCGCCGGAGCGUAAUAUCCUACGUCCACUGUGUGUUGUAUUGCUUGCGCUCUCAAGAGGUUGAGAGUCGGGUUGCUCGGAGUGGAAACUGAGCUUGUGUUGUGUCUGUCUUUUCUUGGCCUUAGCUGAGUCUGUGUGUAUAUCGUGUCUUGUGUGAACCUAUGUUUUAGCGGGCGUGCUCUCUCUUUUAUAUAUCAAAGGGGAGCACGUACACUGAGCGGGGUCCCGACAGGUGGGCCCGGUGAUGUAUUAUAAACUACACUUUGGUCU
Panicum virgatum (switchgrass) is the source of this 5873-nucleotide messenger RNA. Its product is annotated as probable histidine kinase 3. The transcript is spliced from 12 exons. The coding region runs from base 1943 to 4969 and encodes 1008 amino acids. The record is from RefSeq and is a predicted model, not a curated record. Gene Ontology annotation, molecular function: phosphorelay sensor kinase activity. Gene Ontology annotation, biological process: phosphorylation; phosphorelay signal transduction system. NCBI's taxonomy places the organism in Eukaryota, Viridiplantae, Streptophyta, Magnoliopsida, Poales, Poaceae.